This is a messenger RNA of Argiope bruennichi, 1808 nucleotides long. Its product is annotated as calreticulin-like. The coding region runs from base 117 to 1340 and encodes 407 amino acids. Gene Ontology annotation, cellular component: endoplasmic reticulum; endoplasmic reticulum membrane. The record is from RefSeq and is a predicted model, not a curated record. NCBI's taxonomy places the organism in Eukaryota, Metazoa, Arthropoda, Arachnida, Araneae, Araneidae. Gene Ontology annotation, molecular function: calcium ion binding. The transcript has 8 exons. Gene Ontology annotation, biological process: protein folding.
AGCACAUGUCAGCUUUAGCUGAAGUUUUCUCGAAGGAACCUUAAAUUUGUGGUCCCACUCUUAAAUUUCGCGUAUUUGGAGUUCGGCAACAUAAAUUUUGCCGGUAAUUCGCGAAAAUGUUGACGCUAUUAAAAUCGUGCUUAAUUGCCCAAGUCUUUAUUGCUUUAGCAUCUGCCGAAGUUUAUUUUAAAGAAGAAUUUUCAGAUGGUGAUAAAUGGGAAGAAAGAUGGAUUUCAUCCGAGCAUUCUGGUAAAGAAUGGGGGAAAUUCGUUUUGACCCAUGGAAAAUUCUAUGGAGAUCCCGAAAUUAAUAAAGGUAUCCAGACUUCUCAAGAUGCUAGAUUUUAUGGACUGUCAACCAAAUUUAAACCAUUCAGCAACAAAAAUAAAGCUGUGAUAUUCCAAUUUACUGUAAAACACGAACAAAAUAUUGAUUGUGGUGGUGGUUAUGUUAAAGUUUUUGACUGCAGUCUAGAUCCUAAAGAUAUGCAUGGUGAAACUCCAUAUUUGGUUAUGUUUGGACCUGACAUUUGUGGACCUGGUACUAAGAAAGUACAUGUAAUCUUUAAUUAUAAGGGAAAGAAUCUGCUAAUUAACAAAGAGAUCCGUUGUAAAGACGAUGUAUAUACUCAUGUAUAUACAUUAAUUGUUAAUCCUGACAAUACAUACAUUGUUAAAAUUGAUAAUGAGAAAGUUGAAAGUGGAGAAUUGGAAAAAGACUGGGAUUUCUUGCCACCUAAAAAGAUCAAAGAUCCUGAAGCUAAGAAACCAGAAGACUGGGAUGAUAAUCCUAAAAUUGAAGAUCCUAAUGACACAAAACCAGAGGAUUGGGACCAGCCUGAAUACAUUCCAGACCCUGAUGCUGUUAAACCUGAAGAUUGGGAUGAUGAAAUGGAUGGAGAAUGGGAGCCACCUCAAAUCACUAACCCAGCUUUCAAGGGAGAAUGGAAACCUCGCUUGCUUGACAAUCCCAAUUACAAAGGACCUUGGAUUCAUCCCGAGAUUGAUAAUCCUGAAUAUGUUCCUGAUAAAACUCUUUACCAAUAUAAUGAAAUCUGUGCUAUUGGUUUUGAUCUGUGGCAGGUUAAAUCUGGAACAAUUUUCGACAAUAUCUUAAUUACUGAUGACGAGGCAGAAGCUGAGAAACAUGCACGUGAUACAUGGGGUGCUACUAAGGAAGGUGAAAAGAAAAUGAAAGAAAAACUAGACGAGGAAGAAAGGAAAGCUGCUGAAACUAAAUCUGAGGAGGAUGAGGACGAAGAAGAUAAUGAAUUGGAAGAAACCGAUGCUGCUGAUGAAUCGGAUGAAUCCACAGAGGGUGAUACACAUGAUGAACUUUAGCUUCAUAAUUCAUCUUAGAGAACUAAGUUAUAAUCAUUUGUUGUACAAGACAAAUAUCUCAUAAUCACCGAUUUUUUCCACCAUAGAAACAUUCAUUGGGUUGGACUUUGUUUUCAAUUUUCAUCAUUUCAAAUUGAUCUGUAUGUAGUUUAUGGUUUGUAUGUGUAACAUACUUUUCUCUACUUCCAAUUGAAUGUUCAGGUCACCUACAUUUUGUUAAGUUUUGUUUUAUAAACUUUGAGACUGCUUCCUAAAUUGGCUGUGCCUCUUACAUUUUGUAAAAAGGAAGGAAAAAAAAAAUUAUAGAAUUGAAAAAUAUUUGUUAUAGAAAGAUUCUGUAUUACAAUGAUUUCAAUUUAAUUGCAGAUUCCAUUCAAUGAAUUUUUCGCAACAUCUGUAUUUAGUGUAUUUAAGUUUAUUUAUCAAUGAAUUUUUGUAUAUUUGAAAAAUAAACUUUAUAUAAAAUUA